Musa acuminata subsp. malaccensis (wild Malaysian banana) is the source of this 1561-nucleotide messenger RNA. RefSeq lists its product as uncharacterized. NCBI's taxonomy places the organism in Eukaryota, Viridiplantae, Streptophyta, Magnoliopsida, Zingiberales, Musaceae. The record is from RefSeq and is a predicted model, not a curated record.
AGUUGCCGACGACGAAGCGCUGAUCGACGCUCUCUUUAUGGUUGCGAGGGACUUCAUGUUCUUUAGCUUCCGCCCCAUAUUUGUCCCCGUGAUUUGGUCGCUGUCAGUCUCUCGCUUGAGAUCAAAGAUGCUCGCUAUCUUGAGUUGACUUCGGAUCGGUCAGACCAAACGUUCGUAGUCGGCAGCAUGAAGGUAGAUGACACCCAGCGGCUAGAGGUGAUGGCGUCACAGCAACACCUACGCCUCUUCUCUAUAUACAUCACCCUCGUCUCCUCCCCGUAGCUGCCACCGACGCAGCCCAAACGAACAAAGAGCGUAAGACUGUGGUCGCUUACGGACGGUGACGAUGGGCUCCCCCCGCACGAGCGGCAGCGGCUCGCUGAUGCUGUUCCUCAAGGCGGCGCUCGCCUCUGCCGCGGUGGUGGUAACGACGGCCGUGAUGCUCCACGCGGGUCCACCCAUCCGACGGCUCCUCGCCACCGAGGUCCCCCGGGCGUACGCCUCGCUCGUGGCCUGGCUCACACCGCCCUACCUCUACUUCGUCCUCAACGCCAUAAUCCUCUCCAUCGCCGCUGCCUCCCGCUUCCACAAACCGUCCGCCGACUCUACCGAUCGGGUACCUGUUUCUCCGGCAGAGAUGGUGGUUCACCCACCGGACUACAUGCUAGUCGCCGCCGCGUCGGAGGAGUACUAUGGCGGUGGUGAGCAGGAGGCGAUGGUGUUGGGCCAGGAGGAGACAGUGGUGAAGGCGGAGGCAGCGGGAGAAGAAGAAGAAGUGGAGCAGGAGCUCGUUUCAUCGAGGUCGAGCUGGACUCCAGACCGCACGGCGUCGCCGGAGUUCCCGACGGAGAAACCGCUAGUUUCCGUGAGGUUAGGUCACCGCAAGAACCACAAGUCCACCCCCGACGGUAAGGCGCUGCGGAGAGUGGCGAGGCCGAGGCGGGAGGAGACGCUGGAGAGCACGUGGCGGGCGAUAACGGAGGGCCGGGCAGUGCCGCUGGCGCGCCACCUCAAGAAGUCCAACAUGUGGGACACACGCGCCGCCCUCGAAGAUGCGGAAGCACCGGAAACGGCGGCGGUGACGCGGAAGUCGGAGACGCUCAGCGACCGCGAGACUGCAACGCCGCAUUCCGGUGGAGGCGGCGGGGAGUCAUCAUCGUCGUCGACGUCGACAACGACGUCGGGAGUGGGACGGGGGAUGCUGCGGAGGGAGCCGUCGCUGGGGCAAGAUGAGCUGAACCGGCGGGUGGAGGCGUUCAUAAGAAAGUUCAACGAGGAGAUGAGGUUGCAGCGGCAGCGGUCGCUGCAGCAGUUCGCGGAGAUGAUCGACCGUGGGAGUCACUGAUCUACCAAUAAUAGUAGAACACAAAAGAGACGAGGGAAAGCGUUUCAGGGUAGGAUGAAAGAGAUGGAAGAAUGACUACUUGUUUGUUGGUGUAAUUGCCUUUCUUUCUGUGUUUUGUUUAUGUUUUAGGCUCUAAUUCUGUGCUGUACUUUCUCUGUAUUUACUUCAAAUUAUACGUGGAUAUAUCAUAAAUGCAAUUGCGACCGUUACAGCCAA